Brachypodium distachyon (stiff brome) is the source of this 3195-nucleotide messenger RNA. RefSeq names its product cyclin-D5-3. Lineage: Eukaryota; Viridiplantae; Streptophyta; Magnoliopsida; Poales; Poaceae. The transcript is spliced from 5 exons. Gene Ontology annotation, molecular function: cyclin-dependent protein serine/threonine kinase regulator activity. Gene Ontology annotation, cellular component: cyclin-dependent protein kinase holoenzyme complex; nucleus; cytoplasm. Gene Ontology annotation, biological process: mitotic cell cycle phase transition; regulation of cyclin-dependent protein serine/threonine kinase activity. Bases 341 to 1411 code for a protein of 356 amino acids. The record is from RefSeq and is a predicted model, not a curated record.
AGCCAGCAGGCGCGCCACGGGUCGUCGCCUGCAAAACCCUGCGCCCUUCUCCACUGGCGGGCUCGCGCGCGAAGCCCUUCCUGCCCAUCCCACGCGCCCACAGCUCAACUGCCCAUCCAUUUCUCCCUCCCUGUAUCUCUCUCUCUCUCUCCAAUCCGCCUCUCCAACUGCAGAUUUCUCUCCCCGGCCUUUCCCUUUGCGGGCGUGGAGGGCGCGGGGAAUCCUUUUCUGUUCCGCGCCCUCGUCCGUCCUCCCCUUUUUCUCCGCCUUUUCUUUCCUUUUUCGCCGCGCGCGCGCAUGCACGACUGGGUUUGACGCCGCCGCCGCCGCCGCCAGGGGAAUGGGGGACGCGUCCACCUCCGGCCCCGCCACGCCCACCUCCACCCUCAUCUGCCUCGAGGACGGCAACGACCUCUUCGUCGACGACGACGGCGACAGCCCCGCCGCCGCCGCCGAUUUACGCCUCGCCGCCGCCGGCGACGACGACGCACGUCUCCUCCUCCUCGACACGGACGACGAGUACGUCGCGCUCAUGCUCUCCAAGGAGGGCGGCGGUUGCGGCGCCGGGGGCGAGGAGACGAUGGACGAGUGGACCAAGGCCGCGCGCGCCGCGUGCGUCGACUGGAUCGUCAAGACGAACGCGAGGUUCCUGUUCAGCGGCAACACGGCGUACGUCGCGGUGACGUACCUCGACCGGUUCCUGGCGCAGCGGCGAGUCGAUACGGGGCAGGGGUGGGCCCUGGAGCUCCUGGCGGUGGCGUGCCUCUCGCUGGCGGCCAAGCUGGAGGAGCACCGGGCGCCGCGGCUGCCGGAGCUGGGGCUGCUGGUGGACGGCUACGACUUCGACAGCGCCUCCAUCACGCGGAUGGAGCUCCUCGUCCUCGCCACGCUCAACUGGCAGAUGAUCGCCGGCACCCCGUUCCCGUACCUCGGCUGCUUCGCCGCCAGGCUCCGCCACGACGACCGCAAGGCGAUCGUCCUCGGCGCCGUCAGGUGCAUCUUCGCCUCGAUCAAAGCGAUGAGCUCGGUGGAGUACCAGCCGUCCACCAUUGCGCUGGCAUCGAUCCUCGUCGCGUGCGGCGCCAACAAUAAGGAGGAGGGGACGACAUCUCCCGACGUAGAUGAGGAGCUCAAGGCGAUCUUGGGCUCAUCAUGGCAGCAAUUACACACCGGGCAUGUGUAUUCCUGCUACAGAGUGAUGAUUCGGGAGGAGGACAGGUCCAUGCAGCAAUCGAGCAGGGAGGUGGCUUCCUCCGGCGUCUCCGUUGCCCACAUCGGAAUGAGCUCAGACAGCUCCUCCAUUGCCAUGGGCGCCAAUAACAACAACAACAACAACAAUAGUAAUAGUAAUGCCACGACCUCGACGGAGGCAACCCCGGACAAUAAGAGGAAAAGGCUGCAUUCACCUUAGCGGCACCAGGAGGGAGGAGCUGGGAUGUUUGGUUGGAGUCCAGCUCGCACUCUAGCUAAUUUCUUUCACCCCUUUUUUUUUUGUUUCUCAGCAUUGUUUUCCCAGGGGGGUGUGGCUAAAUAGGGGGGCGGAUUUGAUUCUACUGAUUGUGCAAUUAUUACAGUUGAUUGAUAAGUCAGGAUUGGAAAGAUUUUGGUUUUGAGGAGAUCUUUCCCAGGCUUAAAAGGCAGUGUAAAGAGGAGAGAGAGAGAGAGAGAGAGAGAGAGAGUGAGAAAGGCCAAGUACUGCUCAAAAGAAAAGAGCUCUUGCUCAAAGUGAGAGCAAAGCCUAGGUAUGAGUGGGGAAUUAUUUUUUUCCUUGUGUGCGUGAAUACUGUGCCAGCUAGCUUGGCCUAUCCUCUCGUCUUUUUUGGUUAAUCGACUGCCACUCCACAGUGGUAAAUACUUAACCAGAUCUUUCAUAUGAUAAUGGCCUGCUCCUCUCUGUUGAGUCAUGCCAUUUUGGCUCAUUUGGCAUGUUCUUCAGAUGCUGAACCAAACUCUACUGCCUCUCUCUCCUCUUCUUCUCGGGCCCGUGUGCAAUUGCUGCUGAGCAAUGGGUAGUUGGGAGUUGUUCCUCUGUUGCUUUGUGGAUGAGAGGAACCGUGCUCCGCCUCCUGCCUUCCUCAUGCUGCUAGCUGCCAUGCCAUGUCAUCAGUAUUCAGAUCACCAGCUCUGCUAUUUGCAACAAUGGCUUGCUGUAUUUGUGUGUAUCAUGCAGUGCAGAAUUUCUACUUGCACAAAGCCAUACAGCGGGGGUGAAAUAGGCCGUGAAGAUGUACAGACUACAGGCCCCCCAGCUCACACCAGCUGUUGCCGAGCUUCUGUUUGUUUAUGUGGCAGCAUGUGAGGAGUGCAUCUGUUCCUCGUCUCUUUUUCACUGCCUUCAAGAAGAGAGACUGUAGUGUGUUCCUGUGAAAUGUUUCAAGUACAGGAGCUGCAUGUGUGUCAGGAUCUUGACCAAAGAAACCCCUCCUCCCAUUGCAUGAUCAGAGAUGGCUGUGGAUGGACGGAUGACCCUGCACUGCAUUUCUUUUAGCCUUGCCCCCCUUGCAGUCAGAAGCAGUGGAGUACUAGUAGCAAUGAGACAUGACCUAGUUGAAAAUUUCGGUGUACUGCCUUUGCUGUGCUGUCUUGGUCUGGCACCACGUAAAAAAUUAGUUCUGGAAUUUUAUCCCAAGUGGUUGCUUGUUGCAGUGUUUCUUGUGCCGUAGAGUUGUAGGAGUAGGAGUAACAAUGCUUUGCUUGACUGGUAAAAAACAUCUUGUACUGGCACUGGGUGACAGUGGUGAUGGAAGCAAGCUGCUUGUGUGUCAAUCAGCUGUGAUGUGGAGAUAAGUCUGGGUGCCAAAAGAAGCUAACUGCCAAGCCUGUGCAGCCGCACACACUAUUCUGUGGUGUAUCUGCUGAUGCUAGCAUGCUAACAGAUUCAUGGUCGAAGUUAGUAGGUACUAGUAUUUUCAUGGCAACUUCCACAGAAGCACGUUUUAGAGAUAAUCAGGGCAUUGUCACAACGGAUGAAAAAAACAAUUGUAGUUUCCCCCCCAAAGAGACUCAUCACAACAGUUUCGUUGCGUGUAACGUGAGUUCAUAGAAAAAAAUUCGCCCGUUAAAAGCACAAGGAUGGCGACACAUAAGUCAAUCCAAACAGCGUUGUCAAAGGUGUACAUCAAACGGAUGCCCCCAGUACAUUAGGUUGGUGCAAAUUUAUCAGGCGAGUCAUAUACAGUUCCAAGUUCCACCAUU